AUGGCUGCUGUACCGUCAGCUCCUCCCGCCGCGCCCGCCGCCGCCAAUCCUUACUUUUCCCCGACGAAUGGCAGUGCCAAGCCUGCGACAGACUCCACGGGGACGACAGAUCCUACUGCCACUGCCACUGCCACAGGGACGGCUUCGGAGUUUGAGACCGAGGACACGAGGACGAACGAAACCCAUGUGCCCAAUGGCCACGAUGCGACAGGUGACGAGCUGAGGCCCAAACUGCCCCCUAGGCCAUCCUCAAUAGAUGCCAGGGAGGGGCUCAUGCCGACCGACCAGUCGGUGCAACCCCUCAACACGGCCGCCUCUACCACCCGCACGAGAUCCACGACGCAUCAAACGGGCCACGACACCAGAGACACCACGAUAGAGAUCGACGAUACGAAACCUGCCGACUUCGAUGGCGAGAUCCAUACCAACAACGAUCUCCCAACGCCCCAGAUCCUGAAGAAGAUUGAGAAAUACGUCGUGCUGGACCGCCAUGGGAAAAGCCAUACCUUCAAGAGCUUAUACAGCGGCCCCAAUGCCGCGAGACGAGUCCUCAUCAUCUUCAUCCGUCACUUCUUCUGCGGCAACUGCCAGGAAUUUCUCCGCUCCCUCUCCGAAUCGGUUACCCCCGACGCCCUGCUGGGCCUCCCGAUGAGCACCUUCAUCGCCGUCGUCGGCUGCGGCAACCCGGGUCUGAUUGACAUGUACCUCCAGGAGACGGGGUGUCCGUUCCCCGUAUACACCGAUCCCACGAGACGUCUGUUCGCAAAGCUGGGCAUGACGCGCACCCUCGCGCUGGGGACCCGCCCCGCCUACAUGCGCAAGUCCAUGAUCAAGUCGGCCGCCGAGAGCGUCUUCCAAGGGCUGAAGCAGGUCAAGGCUGGGCUGGCUACUAAAUCGGGCGACCACAGACAGGUCGGCGGGGAGUUUCUCUUCGAGCCCGUCGAGCUCGUCACCGAGGUCUCGACGCCCUACGCCGAACGCCAGAUCGAGGAGGCCAUGACGUCGAAGAAGAGCAGCAUCGAUAGCCAGGAGGGAAUCGACGGCGAAGGCGACGACGAUUUCGAGCCGGAGGAGAAGAGGGUCACCUGGUGCCACCGCAUGCGCUCCACCCGAGACCACGCUGAGAUACCCGAGCUGAUGGAGGUGCUGGGUCUCACGGGCUCCGGAAAGCCUCCCGCUCACGAGAACAAGAGAUGGUCGAAAGCCCUGGAGAUGAGGAAGGGCACCGGCUUGAGCAUGGCGAGCCAGAUGAGCAAGCUGAACGAGCAGCAGGAGCGAGCAUAG
Colletotrichum higginsianum IMI 349063 is the source of this 1284-nucleotide messenger RNA. RefSeq lists its product as uncharacterized. Bases 1 to 1284 code for a protein of 427 amino acids. The transcript is spliced from 2 exons. NCBI's taxonomy places the organism in Eukaryota, Fungi, Ascomycota, Sordariomycetes, Glomerellales, Glomerellaceae. The record is from RefSeq and is a predicted model, not a curated record.